AUGGCCAACAACGAAUACUAUCACACGAAUAUCUCACAACCUCCCACCUAUGAAGCUACACCCGGGAAGACAGAUCAAUACCCGCCCACAGCUCCUGGAUUUGGCUACGCAAGCCCCAGUUACAAUAACCACAGCGAUCCCGCAGCCCCUUAUCACAACCGAGAAAGUCAACAGUCAAUUGCAUCGGAGAAUGGACAUUAUCAGGCAGCCGGACGAGUGGCGGACGGCGACAAUUAUGCAGAAAACAUUCCUUUGAAGACCAACACCCAACGCAUUACCCUCCGUCACCAGGGGGGGAUUGAAGAUAGCCGACAACGUGAUAGCCGAAAGAAGAUAGGGUUCUUCAGCAAGAAGAUUGCCUGGGUGACAUACCUCUUGACAUUAGCCCAGAUCAUCGUAUUUAUUGUCGAACUUGUCAAGAACGCCCAGUUGACAGGCUCAGUCAUCGAAACGAAACCUACCUUUAAUCCGAUGAUCGGGCCCUCGCCGUACGUCCAAAUCUGGAUGGGAGCCCGCUACAAUCCGUGUAUGAAGAACGUGGAGGGGAUCCAGAAUGCCAAGGAAUCCAUACAGUGGCCCUGCCCAAGUUCAACAUCGGCCACGGGAACAUGCACUUUGUCUGAAGUGUGUGGCUUUAAUGGUGUUCCCAACCCCGUUGUAGCCGGGUCCACGGAUGAUAGGCCGGCCCCCAACCAGUGGUACCGAUUCAUUAUCCCCAUCUUCCUGCAUGGAGGAUUCAUCCACAUCGGAUUCAACCUGUUGGUACAGAUGACCAUGGGCGCAGACAUGGAGCGCAUGGUUGGCAUGUGGCGCUACACCUUGACUUACUUCGCCAGUGGUAUCUUUGGGUUCGUUUUGGGUGGAAACUAUGCCGCCCAGCUUGACCCCAGCGAUGGCUGCUCCGGCGCCCUAUUCGGCAUCCUUGCCCUCUACCUCCUCGACUUGUUGUAUGAAUGGCCCCAGCGUGAAUCGCCGUGGGUUGAACUUAUCAUCAUGGUUCUCGGAGUGGGUAUCUCCUUCGUUUUGGGUCUUCUCCCAGGAUUGGAUAACUUCUCCCACAUUGGUGGCUUUGUCAUGGGUCUCGCCAUUGGUAUGACUAUCAUGCGAUCGCCUAACGCUCUCCGCGAGCGGAUUGGCCUGGCACGACAGCCAUAUGUUGCCAUGAGCGGUGGAGCUGGCCAGGCUGGCCCCGAGCAAAAGACCACCUCCCUCAUGGAUUUCUUCAAGGGCAAGCGAGGCUUCACCUCCAGCUCGACAGAAACCCCCGGUGCUUCCACAGGCCCGCUCAACUUCUUCAAGGGCCGUAAGCCUCUUUGGUGGCUGUGGUGGGUUGUCCGUGCCGGCGCGCUGGUUGCGGUCCUCAUUGGUUUCAUCAUGUUGCUUGUCGAUUUUUAUAAAUACCCUUCCUCAAACUGCUCCUGGUGCUACCGCUUGAGUUGUCUGCCCGUUAAUGGCUGGUGCAAGCAGAACAACUUGCCGACUGCCACUGAGACCGGCGGCAAAACUGGCUGA
Molecule: messenger RNA, 1512 nt
Organism: Penicillium coprophilum
Lineage: Eukaryota; Fungi; Ascomycota; Eurotiomycetes; Eurotiales; Aspergillaceae
Product: rhomboid family membrane protein
Exons: 3
Coding region: 1-1512 (503 amino acids)
Biological process (GO): proteolysis
Cellular component (GO): membrane
Molecular function (GO): serine-type endopeptidase activity
Source: RefSeq, a predicted model, not a curated record